AUGAAUCUUUCAGAAAUUCCCAUGUCACAACCCCCUCCGGGGCAAGUGACCAAUUUCGUGGACCCGGUGUCCAUCUCUUGGGCGGGGCGGUUGUCCAUUUGGUUGACCUUACCUAUCAUGGCAGUAGCCUUUGUCUUGCGGAUUUAUGUCCGUCUGAAAUCACGGCAAAUGGGAAUAGAUGACUAUUUUCUGGUCGUCGGAGCCGUCGGCGCUGCUUCAUUUUGUGGGACACUUAUUCCCAUUUUCCUCAAAGAUGUCUGGGGACGUCAUGCGUGGGACAUCCCCGUCUCCUCAAUCGUUCCGUGGUUUUUCAAGUUCUCUGUGACGGCAGGGUGUCUGUACAACAUCAGCGCCAUGUUCACAAAAGUUUCGAUUCUUGCAUUCUAUCUCCGCAUUUUCUCCCCCGCGCGCAGCGCCCGAGCUCUUAUCUGGUGUGGAAUUAUAUUCAUUGUUCUGGGAUACAUGACUCUUACCAUCGCCAUGCUGGCCUGGAUGGUCCCCCAUCGGGGGGACGGGGGGUGGGGGUCGACGGCCAAUACAGAACGGAUGAACGUCGCAUCCAGACAACUCGACUUUACACAAGGCAUAUUCAGUGUUGUCUCCGACUUCUAUGUCAUCACCAUCCCCACUGGCAUUAUCUAUCGCCUGAAUAUGAAAACCCAGAAGAAGAUUGGUGUUGCGUGUAUCUUUCUCUUCGGUUUCGUGUCGCUUGGUUGCUCUAUAGCCGGCACAGUUCUUCGUUAUCACGCCAUGGUUUUCACUGUAGUUGACAACCGGUGGCUCUCCGUCAAAUUUGAAGCACUAUGGCUUUUCUCCAGCGUGGUCGAGCUUAAUAUCGGAGUCCUCUGCGCUUGCGUUCCCGUUUUCUUUGUCGUGUUGCGCACCUGGAAGCAAAGAACUGAAACUGGGUUCGCUUACCUCAAACAACGGCUGUUGACAUCUCCAGGAAGUAAAGAGACGGUGGUCCUGGGCGAGCGGCAGCAGAAACCUGGAGUCUCCCUUGAUAUUCCGACCGGCACCUUGUCGGGACUGAAGACUUUCUUCCACAAACUGAAGCCGGAUCAGGAAACAGUCAAGUCUGGUAUUCGUGUGUCGCAUUAUUUUGAGCUACAGUCUGUCGACAUUGAUUAUCAUGCUCACAUCAGGGGCGAUGCGGCCAGUGGAAGGAACCCGUCGUUGGCUGGCAGCAAAGGGGUCUCUCGAGGGGCCUCUCGAGGGGGUGUUUAG
Messenger RNA from Aspergillus niger, 1227 nucleotides. RefSeq lists its product as uncharacterized. Lineage: Eukaryota; Fungi; Ascomycota; Eurotiomycetes; Eurotiales; Aspergillaceae. The transcript has 7 exons. The record is from RefSeq and is a predicted model, not a curated record. Bases 1 to 1227 code for a protein of 408 amino acids.